Molecule: messenger RNA, 763 nt
Organism: Actinia tenebrosa (Australian red waratah sea anemone)
Lineage: Eukaryota; Metazoa; Cnidaria; Anthozoa; Actiniaria; Actiniidae
Source: RefSeq, a predicted model, not a curated record
AACUGACCCUAUUGUCGAUUUAAAAAUAUUUCUUUGGCCUGUAAAUUCGAUAGCGCUAUUACUGUAUAUAUGUGAAAGCGGAUUUUUUGUUUGAAUUGUUCAAAGCGACUGUAAAGAUACGAUACGAAGAUUCUACUAAGGUGCGUGAUGAGCUUUUUUAAGACAUUUGCUAGAAGAAGCACAAGGUCUUCGAAAAACAAACCAAACAAACUGAAAGUUGACGAAGACGACUAUGUACAUCUUGAACGAUAUCAAGGAAGCUACAAAGAUGGUAGAAGACAUGGAAAAGGGGUUUAUUAUUUCAAUAAUGGUGAUAUUUAUGAUGGAGAGUGGAGAAAAGGACGCAAGGAAGGAAUUGGAACAUAUGUAUUCGCUAACGGUAAAAAGAAUGUUGGCUGGUUUUACCGAGAUGAAUAUGUUGGAAAAGAACCAAACGAAGAACUAGAAAGAAAAAUGAGAAAAAAGAGAACUUCCCCUUUAGAUGACGCCAAGCCAUUGCAAAUGGAAAACGAGGCAAGUGAUUUGGAGUAUAGCUCACAAAGCGACGAUGAUGAGAUGACUCGUGGAGUGUGCCAAGAAUUUUUGGACAAUUGUAAAAAGGUCACAGAAAAAGUUAGCAGAGAUAAGUGCUAGACUAGAGAGUUUUAGAUUUACGUUCACGGCAAACGUGAAACGUCAGUUGACCAGUAAAAAAUUCUUUUGAAUUACUGAAAAAGAAUCGCAAAAAAGUCCAAGUAGUAGAAAAACAAGAGUAUUUGCGCUU